AUGUCCCAAUCUACCCGUGUUGUCAACUUGUACUCAAAAGCCGACUUAAACGCUUUGCUUGGGAAUAGUUCGGGUGAUUGGACCGUUCAUCUACCUCCUCCAUCUCUCGAACGUCGUGUACCCUCAACCAAGCCGAUCUGCCUGACCGAAGACGCUUCGAAAUUCCAUUUGGACAUGUCAUUCAACCGGGAUGGACCUAAAAGAGAUCAGCACCAUCGGUUUACUGAUUCGAUUGGGCCCAAGACGUUACCUGGCUUGGUUGAAGGUCCGCGAUUGAUCACUUCAGAUAUCUCGGAGGAUGCCAAUCGAACGGAAUGGAGAAGUUAUUUGGGAAGAUGGUCGUUUCCUUUACGAACAGAUCCACCACGUGGUUUAACUUGGGGUCCUUACUAUGAUCCGACAGAUCUCUCAUUAAAACGUUUAGCUGAAGAGAAUGUUUAUUCAGAAGAACCAAAACGUAGAAGGAUAAUUACGAUUUUAAGAUUACCUGAAGUUCAACCUAGGAUUGUGAUCAAGUUAAGGAUUAAUAAGAAAUCGAUUAAAAAAGAAAUUCAAAUCAAUCAAGAUCAAGAAAUUGUAAAGUCUACUUUAGGUUCACGGAAACGAGAUCUUAGUAGUCAAACAUCAAGACUGAUUGAUGACUUCCUUCAAAGCCAAUCAAAACGUCGACAUUUAUGGUGGCAGUGGUGCUUUAAGUGCUCAUUCGAAAGAACUUGUGAAUGUUUUGAUUUCUCCUUCUCAAGAACUCAACUUUAUUAA
This is a messenger RNA of Melampsora larici-populina 98AG31, 759 nucleotides long. RefSeq lists its product as uncharacterized. The transcript has 2 exons. Bases 1 to 759 code for a protein of 252 amino acids. Lineage: Eukaryota; Fungi; Basidiomycota; Pucciniomycetes; Pucciniales; Melampsoraceae. The record is from RefSeq and is a predicted model, not a curated record.